AUGCGCUUGAGCAGGAACUCGUCAAUCCGUCUACCGGACUCGCCUGACCGCUCCGCCCUUCUCGGCGUCGCUCACCAGCAGAAGGGGUCUCGCAUGCGGAUCCGACCACAAUCUUUGACGACAGCGGCCCUCUUCGCGCUCUGCUUUAUGGCGGGCUUCCUCGCGCAUCGAGCGCCAGCACCACGAACCGUCCUCGCCUAUGCGCCAACCUCUCUCCUCCCCGACCAGCUCGCCUCGUCCAUCUCCUCUCAGCGUACCAUCCGGUCGACAGCGACGUCGUGCCGACUAUGCGACAACGACCCUAGCAACCCGCUCUGCGAGUACGGCGACUCAGCAAUCCGACUGUCGCGGGCGUACGAAGGUUCAGGUGUCCGCGUGCGCAAGGUCCUACAGAAGGCGCUGCGAGGGGAGGAGAUCCGCUUCGGCGUCAUUGGCGCAUCGGUGACGGCGGGACACGGACUCGAUCACGGCGGAAAAGUCGCUGGCCCAGCGUGGCCGUACCGGUUCGUCGACGAGUUCAAGAAGACCUUUCCCAACUCGCGGAUCAUCGACGGUUCGGCGCCCGCGAUGACCAGCCGAUUCUACUCGUUCUGCUGGAAGACGAUGGUGCCCGAGACGGAGGCGGACAUCUGGCUCAUCGAGCUCGACGUGAACAACGACCAGUCGCAGGAGACGCUCGACGCCGACGACGCCCUCAUGCGCUCGUUGCUAGACCAGCCGAACGAGCCUGCCGUCAUCCGCCUUUCCGUCCUUGCGCUGUCUUUCGGCGACAUGGGCCGAGGACUCGCCUCGAACUUGCUCCUCUCCCAGUUCUUCGAUACCCCGAUCAUCACCGUCAAGAACUUCCUCCUCCCCUACCUCAUCCAGCGACCCGAUCUCGCCCCCGACUACUUCACCAAGUUCCCCGACGGCAAGCCCGACUUGCGGCACAUCAACGUCCACCCGCACAACGCCCUCGCCGACUUCCUCACCCUUUACCUCCUCGAGCAGGCGUGCAUCACACAGCAGGAGAUGAAACGUGGCAGGCUUUUGGCUAAGGACGGGUCGAUGUGGCCGCCUGAGGAGACUUACGGUCGCCUUCCUCGGUUGCGAGCGUGGCAGAAGUUCUCGGCGACUGAACACGCCGAACGCAUCACGCCAACCUGCAACUUCGCCUCCUCCAAGACCUACCCUCUCAUCCCCCUCACCGACUCGGACCACGGCGUCGUCCCCGCCGCUUCUUCGGACCUCACAGCCAUCGACGAGCCACACCAGGCUUGGCAGAAGAUGGAGUGGAACGACAAGGUUGCUAUUGCGAGUAAGGAGGUUGGGUCUGUGAUCCGCUUCGCUGUCGAGGGAUCGAAGGUUGGGGUCUUCCUGUGGCAAUGGGCUGGUCCGCGCAAGUCGCUCCCCUCCGAACAACCCGGCCGCGCAACCUGCUGGGUGGACGACUUCUCCGACUCGGCAAUCACGCUUGACACGUACUCGACGAAAGAAGCUGCGGCGCCGCAGUGGUUCAUGGUGCACGAGUCGCUCAAAGCGGGUAGUCAUAUUCUCUCGUGCGAAGUGGCCAACUCGACGUCGACAGGCGGCCACGAAGUCCGCAUCAUGGGCGUCGUCGCGCACUAG
Messenger RNA from Rhodotorula toruloides NP11, 1608 nucleotides. Its product is annotated as capsular related protein, Esterase, SGNH hydrolase-type domain containing. The coding region runs from base 1 to 1608 and encodes 535 amino acids. The record is from RefSeq and is a predicted model, not a curated record. NCBI's taxonomy places the organism in Eukaryota, Fungi, Basidiomycota, Microbotryomycetes, Sporidiobolales, Sporidiobolaceae. The transcript has 6 exons.